AUGUCCAUUUCAGUAAAGACUUAUUCCAGCUCGAGCUCGCAAGAUGUGGAGUCAACAUGCAGGACAUACGGGUUGACUACACAAGAGUUCUCGGAACUGCAUAAGGGUAGUGUCGCAGCCAAGUCUACUGCGUAUUGCCCCUACAGUCAGUUCCGUGUUGGCGCCACCGUGCUCUCAGGCGAUGGAGCCUUUAUCAGUGGUGCAAACGUUGAGAAUGCAGCAUAUCCUGUAGGAACAUGUGCUGAGCGUGUGGCGUUUGGCAAGGCUGUCACGGAGGGGUAUAAAGGGUUUAGAGCUGUGGCCGUUGCUACAGAUAUAUCUCCCCCAGCUAGUCCAUGUGGCAUGUGCCGGCAAUUCAUUCGCGAGUUUUGCGACCUCAAGACCCCGAUUCUGAUGUUUGACAAGAACGACGAUUAUAUCGUGCUCCGGUUGGAGGAGUUGCUGCCGCUUUCGUUCGGGCCAGAGGCACUACCCCCGCCUAAGCAUAUCAUGUAA
This is a messenger RNA of Truncatella angustata, 495 nucleotides long. Its product is annotated as cytidine deaminase-like protein. The record is from RefSeq and is a predicted model, not a curated record. The transcript is spliced from 3 exons. The coding region runs from base 1 to 495 and encodes 164 amino acids. Gene Ontology annotation, cellular component: cytosol. Gene Ontology annotation, molecular function: cytidine deaminase activity; zinc ion binding. Lineage: Eukaryota; Fungi; Ascomycota; Sordariomycetes; Amphisphaeriales; Sporocadaceae.